AUGUCCAUUGUAAGCUCACCUCUGUUGAGAUCCACAUCAUUUGAUAUCUUGAGCAGCAAAAGAAUCGUAGAGCCAAGGACAAGCACAUCACUGCGAAGAUCGUCCUCUGCUUCAUCGUCAUCCUCAUCUUCCUCCACAUCAGCAAAUUCAGUAGACAAAAAGUACUCUUACCGAACUUGCCCAAUGUGCUCUGAGCGUCUGCUGGUUAGAAUUCACGGGGCCUUUGUACACAAAUGGAUCAAUCUACACUUUGCCAACAGACAUCAUGAAUGGAUGCAUGUUGUGGUGAAUCUUCACUAA
Messenger RNA from Mucor velutinosus, 300 nucleotides. RefSeq lists its product as uncharacterized. The transcript has a single exon. The coding region runs from base 1 to 300 and encodes 99 amino acids. NCBI's taxonomy places the organism in Eukaryota, Fungi, Mucoromycota, Mucoromycetes, Mucorales, Mucoraceae. The record is from RefSeq and is a predicted model, not a curated record.